Cyphellophora attinorum is the source of this 2088-nucleotide messenger RNA. RefSeq lists its product as uncharacterized. The transcript is spliced from 4 exons. The record is from RefSeq and is a predicted model, not a curated record. NCBI's taxonomy places the organism in Eukaryota, Fungi, Ascomycota, Eurotiomycetes, Chaetothyriales, Cyphellophoraceae. The coding region runs from base 1 to 2088 and encodes 695 amino acids.
AUGGCACGUGUUACUUCACAGAAAAAUGCCAGGCACAAUGGCGCCUAUGGCAACAACAGAGGCUCACAGAUAGCAAAACAACACCACAAGAACAAUCAGAAGCAGAAGGUUGUAGUAGAAAGCGGCAAAGGUCAGGAUCGCAAUGUGCUAUCUUUCCACACAGAGCCACCUCAAGGCUAUACAUUCAUACCGGCAGGCAACCCGCAACUCACUGCAGCCCUCAAAGAGUUUGCCAAACGAGGCAACCACAAAAUAUUCUCGGUCUCGACUACACCCCACGCUUCUCGCCAUGAACUGUCUCGCGAGGUACAUCGUGUUGGCUACCACUUCCCCACGUUUGUUGUUGCUCAGGUAUGCAAUCAUUACGGCAUUCGUCUGACUCGCACCGGUCAUGUAAUUGAUGAAAAACAAAACGACAACUUCAUGAAAGUCUAUCAAAAAGGACAACUUGUAUUGGACGCGGAGAUACCUAAAGACCAAAUCACAGUCAACACCGAGGCCAAGGAGACGAUCAAGGAUCUGUUCCCUAAUAUUCCGGAUAACGACCUGUUCCAAAUCAUCAAGACAGCCUUUCAACUGGGCGACGGUAAGGUUGGAACUGCUGAAGACGUGCCACUUACCCGUCGAGCCUCCUUGUCUGUAGUUGCUCACAUUCGUCACGUCUACACCCGCUACGAUAAGCUUCUGAGGCGAAUGCCAUACAACAACGCUCGUCAUGAGGUUGAGGCUGAGACCUUGACUAAGCUCGUCGAGUGGAGAGGCGAUGGGUCUGCCGAGUCCGGCGCCAUCAACGAUGUCCUCGACGAUGUGAUUGUUAUAUCAGACGAAGAGAAGAGCGAUGCUGAACCUGAAGACGGCCAUUCCAUUCACCAAAACGAAGUAAGAGUCGAAGAGCUAGAUCACAGCACAUACUGGCCCGCUGCUACUCGACCAUUGUCUCCCCUCCGUGUUGCUGAUGAGCCCACGCAAGGGUAUCGCUUCCUUCCACAUGCCUCAUAUCGCUAUCAGCCAGAGGAAAUCGCGGUAAGGGAACGCAACCGAGCUGCUCGAUGGGAGCAAGCCAGGCAAGACUAUCGAUCGACAUUGUCACAAGCAGGGCCGUCGUAUCAGAGAGUGAUGGUUCGAGAGCCCUCCCCAGCUCGUCAUCUGAUUCCACUUGAUCCACCCCAGGGUAGAGUCCUUGAACGUGAAUACCUUGGACCAAGCCGAUCAGGACCCGUGGAGGUCAUCUCACGACCGGAAUCACCACGCUACUCAGCACCGCAGACACGUUACGAACGAAUAGACGAUGCAGUUCCGCAAGUGCGAUACGAACCCAUCGAUGACGGCUAUCAACCACCUCAUCCUGUCUAUCACCCUGACUCGAGACCACUGACGCCGAUUAUUGUCAAGGCCCGCCGUCGAUCAGCCAGUCCGGACGGAGAUAGAACAAUUGUUCAGUCGAUUGAGGGCCCGAAUGGCGCAUACUCACCCAGUAUGAUCCGUCACAACGAAAACGCAAGAUCACAAAACCAUCAGAUUUCCGCCAACCAACAAUACCGGGACAGAAAAGACUACCAGUCCGGUCGAAGCAGUCCUAUUGAUGCACGUUCCCGCAACCCAUUCGGCCAGACUCAGCAUUCGCGGACCGCUUCUGGUCAAUACAUCCAGGAUCAGCCAAUGCAGCGUACUGGAUCGAGACGCGAGAUUGUGGACAUUCAAUCAGCCCCGCAGCGGAUCAUGGUCACCGACAGCGAAACGGUCUAUUCCAGCGACAGAGAUCACACAUAUACGCGUUCGAACCCCUUCCAAGAUAGACCCCUUGAGCCAGUCACCAUUCGCCGAGAACCAUUACCAGCCCAUCACUACGAUAACAUACGGACGGUCCACACAGCGACGCCUCCACGACGAAUCCUUGAGCCCAUCGGCGACCCGUACUCUGAUUCUGGGCCGCAGCGGUAUCGCGAGUAUGAUGUGCCUGUCACUACGGCCUACUAUGGUUCGGCACCAUCCACAGCACAGUACCUAGCUGAACCGCCGCGACGCGUGGUGUAUGCCAAUCCGCCAGAGGAGUAUGUUACGACUACGCGUUAUGAGCCGUUACGUUGA